Messenger RNA from Aspergillus wentii DTO 134E9, 1188 nucleotides. RefSeq names its product TauD/TfdA dioxygenase family protein. Lineage: Eukaryota; Fungi; Ascomycota; Eurotiomycetes; Eurotiales; Aspergillaceae. Gene Ontology annotation, cellular component: cytoplasm. The transcript has 4 exons. Gene Ontology annotation, molecular function: 2-oxoglutarate-dependent dioxygenase activity. The record is from RefSeq and is a predicted model, not a curated record. The coding region runs from base 1 to 1188 and encodes 395 amino acids.
AUGGCACCAUCACUGGAGGUUCCUAUCCCUCCAUCCUCGGAUACCUUCACGGUUCCCAGGAAGGAGAUCGCGGGUGACAAUAAGUUUCGGUACGAGCCGGGACGCACGACGGUUGAACGUCACGACAACUACGCCCAUGAAGAUCUUCUGCCCUCAUUUCCAGGCAUCCGCUGGGGGCCCAUUGAGGAUCUCCCUUACGAGGACAGAGGCAUUCAUGGAGACCCUAAGUUCCGCAACUUGCUCCGUGACGCAACCGACGUCUUCGACUACAACCCCAAGAUUGGAACAGAGCUCCAUGGUAUCAACCUGGGCAAGCUCAGCGAUGCACAGAAGGAUGAAUUGGCUCGCUUGAUUGCUGUUCGUGGAGUGGUCUUCGUCCGUGGACAGGAUGAUUUUGACAUUGAAGCUCAACGAGACUUGGGUAAAUACUUUGGUACAUUGCACAAGCAUGCUACCACCUCUGUUCCCAAAAAGGGCGGCUUGGAAGAUGUUCAUGUGGUGUAUACUGGUGACAACGGUACUGACCAGCGUGCUAUGUUCACACCCAGCUUCUUGUGGCACUCAGAUGUGACAUACGAAGUGCAACCACCAUCCUACACAUCUCUGAAGCUUCUGACAGGUCCACCCCGUGGCGGCGGUGGUGAUACACUGUGGUCGUCUCAAUACGCUGCUUAUGACGCUCUUUCUCCUCACAUGCAAUCCUACCUCAAGGGUUUGACAGCUAUUCAUUCCGCAGAAAUGCAAGCCUCAGACUCGCGGGCCCUCGGUCGAACAGUCCGUCGUGAGCCGGUCGUUACGGAGCACCCUCUUAUUCGUACCAACCCCGUGACUGGCUGGAACAGUCUUUUCUUCAACCCGGGAUUCGUUACAAAGAUCAAAGGCAUUCCAAAGACCGAGAGUGAUGCCAUUCUCAGCUACCUUACCGAGGUGAUUGCAACUACACAAGAGAUCCAUGCUCGCUUCCAAUGGAACAAGAACGACGUCGCUUUGUGGGAUAACCGCACAACCACUCACUCAGCCUCUUACGGAUUCGCUCCACACCGUCGCCAUGCGGUUCGUGUUGCGUGCCAGGCAGAGAAGCCUGUCUUGAAGCCAACAGGCAAAUCCCAAGAAGAGGAGUUUGCUGCUCUUUACGGCUUGCCACCAGUCAAUAAGGAUGGUUCUCGACAGUCCAACUACAACGAUUGA